Messenger RNA from Cladophialophora immunda, 1293 nucleotides. RefSeq lists its product as uncharacterized. The coding region runs from base 1 to 1293 and encodes 430 amino acids. Lineage: Eukaryota; Fungi; Ascomycota; Eurotiomycetes; Chaetothyriales; Herpotrichiellaceae. The record is from RefSeq and is a predicted model, not a curated record. The transcript has a single exon.
AUGGCCACGAAACUACAGGUCCCGCCAUCUUCGUCCAUCGUCAACGUCUCGGUCAUCGACAGCACCGCUCGCCUCCACAACCUCUCCUACUACGUCGCCAUGACUCCUCUCUACCCGGGCUACGAACGCAGCUCCGUGCCCUGCUACGUCUUCCUGAUCCAUCACCCGGCGACAAACACCCGGCUGCUAUACGACCUGGCCCUGCGCAAGAAUUUCCGCACCCACCUGAACCCGCACCUGGUCAAGAAGAUGGCGCCGCUGCAGAUGGAGUUCAGGGUCGAGAAGGACACGGCCGAGAUUCUGCAAGAGAACGGCCUCGACCUGCGGGACAUCGACGCCAUUAUCCUGUCGCAUCAUCACUUCGACCACGUCGGGGACACGACCAAGUUCCCUGCCACGACGAAACUGCUCGUCGGCCCCGGUACCAAGGCGACGUACUGGCCGGGGUAUCCUGAGGACCCCGACAAUCAGGAUUCGACCGCGGACACGUACGCCGGGCGCGAGGUGGUGGAGCUGGCGUUCGAGCAGAGCGAUCCCCGGGUCUGCGAGAUCGGCGGCUUCAAGGCGUGGGACUAUUUCGGCGACGGCAGCUUCUACGUCCUCCACACGCCGGGCCACACCGCAAACCAUCUCUCCGCGCUGGCGAGGACGACAACGGCGGCGGCGGCGGCGGCGGCCACGGGCGGUGAGAGCUCAACCUUCAUCCUCAUGGCCGGCGACCUCGUGCACAGCUGCAUGUGCUUCCGCCCGUCGACGCGGUAUCCGCUUCCCGAAACCAUCGUCCUAGAAUCAACCAGCUCCUCAGAAAGCACUAUUACCGCACCGCCCUCGUCCUCCCGGCCCCAUUCCCCGUCUUCGCACGGGACAGAGCCCCUGGCACGCCGCCACCGACUCUACCAGCCCCCGCCCCCGCCCCCGUCACCAUCGUCAUUACCGCCUUCGACCUGCACUACGAGUGAAGACUCCCGCACCCAGCCGUUCUGCCUGAUCGCCGGCGCCGUCGAAGAAGACGCCGCGCUCUCGCAGGCCAACGCGGGCGUGCUCGCGGACUGUUUCGACACCGACGAGGACGUCCUGGUCAUCUACGCGCACGACGACAGUCUGCUGGACGGCGUGCUCGAGUUCUUCCCCCGCAGCGAUGCCAACGCGUGGAAGGAGAAGGGGUGGGGCAGGAAGGGUCAUUGGCGGUUUCUGGGCAGGAUGGUGCGCGCGCUCAACAACCCUGGUGAGGGCGAGGAUGAGCGCACGCAAAAAGGAGAGGGCCAGUGUGUCGUCCCCGAGGAUAUUUCUUGA